GUGCGUCUGCCUCCGCUCAGCCCUCAUUCAAAACACAGCACAGCUGUUGAGAAGCGCAUCGUCGUGCCCUGAGCGUCAGCCUACAGACUGUAGAGCUGUGUGUUUGUCCUCUCAUGUACUUGCUGGAAUAUCGAACGAAAAAAGAGGAAACCGGAGCACCUCGCUUUCACAGAGACGGAAGGAGUGAGCAUCAGAGAAAGCCGGGCACUGAUAGCACUAUGUGUAUCUGACACACAUCUGAGGGCCAGGCAGGCGUUGCUAUAGCUGAGGAUGAUGACUGGUCUCCUGUGCUAAAGCUAGAGGGUGUGGGAAUGAUGGACCUCCCUAAUGGCCAAUCAAGCAUCACCAACACUGCUGCCACUGUCUCUGAGAAGAGCAGCAGCUCAGAAUCUCUCAGUGAUAAAGGAUCUUCAGAGCUGAAAAAAAGUUUUGAUGCUGUCGUGUUCGAUGUGCUGAAGGUCACUCCUGAAGAAUAUGCUGGCCAGAUUACGCUCAUGGAUGCUCCUGUGUUCAAAGCCAUCCAGCCAGAGGAGUUGUCAAGUUGUGGCUGGAACAAGAAGGAGAAGCACAGCUCUGCUCCGAAUGUUGUGGCCUUCACCCGCAGGUUCAACCAGACAAGCUUCUGGGUCGUACGAGAGAUCCUCCAUGCACAGACGCUGAAGAUCAGAGCUGAGGUGCUGAGUCUGUAUAUUCGCACUGCCAAGAAACUGUGUGACAUUAACAACCUCCAUGCAGUCAUGGCUGUGGUGUCAGGGUUACAGAGUGCUCCCAUUUUCAGGCUCACUAAAACGUGGGCGUUACUGAGUCGGAAGGAUAAAGCAACAUUUGACCGGCUCGAUUACCUGAUGUCCAAAGAAGACAACUAUAAACGUCUGAGAGACUACAUAAGCAGCCAGAGCAUGGUCUCUUGUAUACCAUACCUAGGGAUGUACCUGUCUGAUCUGACAUAUAUAGACUCAGCCUACCCUUCCACGGGCAGCAUACUGGAGAACGAACAGAGAUCGAAUCUAAUGAACAACAUUCUCAGAAUCAUAUCGGACCUGCAGAGAUCCUGCACCUACGAUAUACCAGUGUUGCCUCAUGUACAGAAGUAUCUCAACUCCGUCAGGUAUAUCGAGGAGCUGCAGAAGUUUGUGGAGGAUGACAACUACAAGUUGUCACAGAAGAUAGAGCCAGGCACCAGCACACCAAGAGCAAACGCCUCCAAAGAGGAUCUAGUUGGACAGGAAGCGUCGGCGUCUCCUCUCUGCGGCCGCAAGUGCACGGUAGUAGCAGAAGGAACCAAAGUGCCGGCCACUCCUCCAUCCCCCAGGAACCUGCUGCCCUACGGACACAGGAAGUGCCACAGCCUGGGAUACAAUUUCAUCCAUAAAAUGAAUACGGUAGAGUUCAAAAGUGCUACGUUUCCCAAUGCCGGUUCUCGCCACUUGUUGGACGACAGCGUCAUGGAGAGCCACAGUCCCACCAGAGGUCAGGCAGAGAGCUCAACUCUGUCUAGUGGUAUUUCUCUUGGGAGCAGUGAGGGCUCCGAGCUCAGUGAGGAGGUCUCCUGGCCGGCGUUUGAAAGGACUCGGUUCUAUCACUCUCUGGGCCCAGUGACCCGAGUGGCCCGCAUCCCCUACAGAGGAGUCCUGAGGCCCAGCAGCUCUGCUGAGUCGGAGGAGCUCGCAGUUCACUUGUACCCCGGAGCGGUCACGGUGCAGGGGGUGCUGAGACGGAAGACGGUGCUCAAAGAGGGCAAGAAACCAACUGUGGCAUCUUGGACCAAAUACUGGGUCGCUCUGUGUGGAACUCAGCUCUACUACUACCCCGCCAAGUCCUUGAAGCCUACUGAGAGAAAACAUUUCAAGUCCACCUCCAGUAAGAGUGUUUGUGUGGUUGGUCUGAUGGUCAUGAUGGCAGACGAUCCCGAGCAUCCUGACGUCUUCUUGCUGACUGACUCCGAACAUGGUAACACCUACAAGUACCAGGCCGGGAACCGAGGGAACGCACAGCUGUGGUUCAAACAUCUGAGCGCAGCCUGUCAGAGCAACAGGCAACAGGUGCCAGCCAACCUGAUGUCGUUUGAGUGACCUUUGCUGGGGAGAGCGACUGAGCAGAGGAGAGACGGGGACGAGGAAGACGUCGAGGAGGAUGAAGAGAAGCGCCGACUCUGUCGUGGGAGCUUUCACUGCCAUGAGCCCUGACCGCAGACGCUCCGGUUCUAGCCCUGGCCUCACUGCAGCCUCACCUGCCACCACUGCCUUAACCAGAGUUCCUGCAUGCGUGCGUGCGUGCGUGCGUGCGUGCGUGUGUGUGUGUGUGUGCGUGAAUGCCAGGUCGUGUGGGUGGAAGUGACUGUCUGGAAGUAUUGACUACUGAACAAGGACCUGCACCACAGCUCUCGUCUCCCGCUUGCUCCUCGUCAUUUGUUCAGCACUUCAGUGGCGCCCCGUUCACUCCUCCUCUCCCACCGAAACAAUACUCAGUUCUAUUGUUUGUCGUCCCCCCCCCCCCC
This is a messenger RNA of Salarias fasciatus (jewelled blenny), 2497 nucleotides long. RefSeq names its product Ral GEF with PH domain and SH3 binding motif 2 (gene ralgps2). Gene Ontology annotation, molecular function: guanyl-nucleotide exchange factor activity. The transcript has 21 exons. The record is from RefSeq and is a predicted model, not a curated record. Gene Ontology annotation, cellular component: plasma membrane. Bases 312 to 2072 code for a protein of 586 amino acids. Gene Ontology annotation, biological process: Ras protein signal transduction. Lineage: Eukaryota; Metazoa; Chordata; Actinopteri; Blenniiformes; Blenniidae.